This is a messenger RNA of Strongylocentrotus purpuratus (purple sea urchin), 4660 nucleotides long. It is a transcript of the gene gucy1b1, whose product is annotated as guanylate cyclase soluble subunit beta-1. Gene Ontology annotation, biological process: cGMP biosynthetic process; response to oxygen levels. The coding region runs from base 894 to 2708 and encodes 604 amino acids. NCBI's taxonomy places the organism in Eukaryota, Metazoa, Echinodermata, Echinoidea, Camarodonta, Strongylocentrotidae. The record is from RefSeq and is a predicted model, not a curated record. The transcript has 8 exons. Gene Ontology annotation, cellular component: guanylate cyclase complex, soluble. Gene Ontology annotation, molecular function: heme binding; guanylate cyclase activity.
AAAAAUGAAGAGGAAAGAUCAAAUUGGAAGAGAGAUAGAGAGAGAGAAAUAGGUACACAUAGUUAGUGAUCUUGUAGAAGUGGAGGAUAGGAGAGGGAACCAAACUAGAGAGAGAGAGAGAGAGCGGGAGGGAGAGAAGGAGCGACAGACAGGAAUGAGGGGAUAUAAGAGAAGGGCUAAGGUGUGAUAUGAAAGAUGACUAUGCACAAUGAAGUAAUAAUGAAAUGGCAUUAUAUCUUUAAAACUAUACAGACCCCUCGAUGAAGUCAUUCUCCAGUGUAACGACUCUCUACUGUGUUGACUAUCCACUAAAAUAGGUUUGCUCUAUUCCUAUUUAUAGCCCAUCCCUGGUGUAAUAAUAACAGCCGUCUCAGAAAACGAGUCUUACCUACAUGAUUACAUUUUCCCCAGAGUUGGCGCCAUGAUUGCUGGGUUUCCAGCUUUCACGGCAGACUACAAAGCGAGCGAGAAAGGAAGCGCCGCGUUCCCCCCGCACUGCUCCACUCUCUCCGACCCGACGUGCAAACUAAAGACCAAUUUUUCGCAAACUUAACGGUCUCCAAGAGUGAGCCCCCAUCGUUCGCAAGCUGUCAGAGUGUCAUCUGUUUUUUCUGACUUUUGCUCACGGAGAAUAUUUUGUCUCACAACGACCGUUCUCUAACUCCGUGCAUAUAACACAUACUCGUGUAAGCGUCACCACUCAACGAAGAGAGGUGAGCGGUCGGUUUUGCAAAAAGUGAGAUUUCAUCUGUCCAUUGCAACAGAACAAAACAGAAAAUUGGAAUUCAGUGUUCAAUUAAACUCUCGACAAAAGGGGUGCAUUCUGAUUGUGUUCUUGGAAGUUGUGGCACCUUGAGUAGCGUACUAAGGAAAGACAAAAAAGGCAACCAAAAAUGUAUGGGUUCGUUAAUCACGCUUUGGAGCUGCUGGUUCUUCGAGAACAUGGCCAAGACAAAUGGGAAGAAAUCAAACGCGAAGCCGCUGUGGAGAUCGAAGGCAGUUUCUUAGUCCGAAUCGUGUAUGACGAUGUCUUAUCUUAUGAUCUAGUCGGAGCCGCCGUCAAAGUACUCGAAAUAAGUGCCAAUGAUCUGUUGGAGGCAUUCGGUCGGAUGUUCUUUGAAUUUUGCGUCGAGUCUGGCUACGACAACAUCUUGAACGUCCUCGGUUCAACCACACGUCACUUCUUGCAGAACUUAGAUGCUCUCCACGAUCAUCUUGCCUCAAUCUACCCAGGAAUGCGAGCACCUUCAUUCAGAUGCAGUACACGAGACAGUGAUGGCGCUCUUGUCCUUCACUACUACUCCGAGCGACCAGGGCUGGAGCACAUCGUCAUCGGGUUGGUACGCAGUGUAGCAAAGACCCUCCAUGGCUCCGAAGUCCAUGUUGAGAUCAUCAAGAAUAAAGGCGAAGACUGCGAUCAUGUUCAGUUUGCCAUCAUCGAGAAGGUGGAGACAGCGAAGAUUGAGAAGCAGGCUCGACAGAACUUACUGGCUCUCUCCAAGGAACCCAAAAUCAGUCCAUCAACACUGUGCAGGAUCCUGCCCUUCCACAUCAUGUUCAAUGCUGAUUUACACGUAGAGCAAGCGGGUAACUCCAUUCAAAGGAUUGUACCUAACAUCAUUAAUCCUAACUGCAGAAUGACGGACUUAUUUCACAUCGUGCGCCCUCACAUGGAGUUCACCUUCAAGUCUAUCCUCAGUCAUGCCAAUACCAUUUACGUGCUGAAGACCAAUCCUGGUGUUGUCAACCCUAACAACCCUCGCAACGGCUCCAUCCCAGCACUCAAGCUCAAAGGCCAGAUGCUCCACGUACCCGAGUCCAAUGUUUUACUAUAUCUCUGUUCACCACACGUCAUCAAUCUUGAUGAGCUGAGGCAACGUGAACUAUACCUGAGUGAUAUCCCAUUGCAUGAUGCUACAAGAGACCUGGUACUGAUCUCAGAGAGGUUUGACGAGGAGUACAAACUCACCCAGAAGCUAGAGAUCCUGACAGACAAGCUACAACAGACCUACCGUGAGAUCGAGAAUGAAAAGAAGAAAACUGACAGGCUCCUCUAUUCCAUCCUCCCUCCAUCCGUUGCUAACGAGUUACGUCAUCAUCGACCUGUUCCCGCCAAGAAGUUUGAGUGUGUGACUCUGAUGUUCAGUGGGAUCUUUGGGUUUGGAGACUUCUGUCGUCGCUACUCACACGACGCUAUGAAGAUCGUCAGCCUUCUCAACAGUGUUUACACCAAGUUUGACGUCCUUAUGGAAAAUAACCCAGACGUCUACAAGGUAGAGACAGUAGGUGAUAAAUACAUGGCAGUAAGUGGUCUACCCGUACCGUGUGCUGAUCAUGCCAAAUGCAUCGCUAAGAUGGCUCUUGAAAUGAAAGAACUCUCUGCAGAUGUCAUCAUGGAGGGUGACCCUAUAGUGAUCACCAUUGGUGUCUACAGUGGAGAGGUGGUGACAGGAGUGGUCGGACAACGUAUGCCGAGGUACUGUCUCUUUGGUAACACUGUAAACCUCACCUCCAGGACAGAGACUACUGGCAUCACGGGCAAGAUCAACAUCGCCGAUACUGCAUACGAUUGUUUGAUGGAGCCACAGAAUGCGGACCCUACCUUCCAGUUUGAUUUCCGAGGUCUAAUCAACAUGAAAGGCAAGCCUAAACCCUGCCCAUGCUAUCUGCUCUCAAGGAAACCAGCUGAAGCUAAACCUGAACCAUAAACAUGCAGCCUAGCUCAAGUCAAGACAUUAACUGCUGAAUCUAUAUCAUUCUGAUCAGAGGAGAUAGUGUACGGUUUGAACUUGUCCACAAAGUACCAUCAAAUAAAUUAAAGGGUUACACACUAUUACCCUUUUAAACCUGAACCAUAAAUAGCCUAGCUGAAGUCAAGGCAGUAACCGCUGAAUCUAUCAUGCUGACCAGGGGAGAUAGUCUACGGUUUGAACUUGUCCACGAAGUACCAUCAAAUAAAUUAAAGGGUUACACUCCAUUACCCUUUUAAACCUGAACCAUAAAUAGUCUAGCUGAAGUCAAGGCAGUAACUGCUGGAUCUAUCACUCUGAUCAAGGGAGACAAUGUGUGGUUUGAACUGGUCCACGAAGUACCAUCAACGUCAAAGGUUACACACUAUUACACUUUUUCGUUUUAACUAAAUAUCCAGGAAUGGUCAAUAUUAUUGCAGUGACUUUGAUCAAAUUAACACGCGAUUAUUCAAAAUGGAAUACUUAUAUGAACCAAAACCUAACAAGAUAGGCCAUGAAACUUUCUUUUUUGAUUCACUACAUGUAAAAUGAAAGAGAAAUAUCCAUGGUUGUUAUAAAAAUCCAAAUGCCAAUAUCACUAACUUGAUGACAGUAGAUUUUAAAUAGUGGUGGGUAAUUGUUGACACGCAUCUUGUUUUUCAAUAAUGUAUCCUUGAUUACUGUCCUCAUAUUAAGUUAAUCAAAAAUUCAGAAAUAAUAGUCGGUUUUUCAUGUCCUGAAGAUAUAAUUUAGUGUUCUUCUUUUUGAAAACUGUGAAUGCCUAUCCAAAACAAAAUCAAAACUACGUAGAGGUUUGUGGUUUAAAAGGGUGAACUUUCCGGAAACAUAGAGGACAGUUUUAAUUUAAAUAUUGGGGAACGACCUUUCGAAAAACAUGGGCACCCACUAGCCUUCUGGGGGCGUUUCUUGAAACUAUCCUAAGUUCUUGAUCAUAUGAUAUAAACAUACGUUAGCGAAUUUACAGUCGUUUCAAAAUGAUGUUCAUAAACUUUGACUUAUUGACACUUUGACAGUUUCGAGAAACUAGCUCCUGGAUUCUCCCCACAUAUAUUUCUAAUCUUCCAAUGUAAUAUGUCUGUAAUUGAAUUUGUACAGAUGUAUAUCAAUCAGAUCUUAAUAGUUUAUGUCUGAAGACUCACAUUUACCGUGAGGCGUGUCGAUUUUGAACCCGGUCUUUAAGUGUCUCUUUGUAUAUACAUGUAGGCGAAAACAGAGUUAUACUACUGUUUAGACCAGCAAACAUCAAAUACUAAUCUCGAUUCUACAACUGAUAUCUGCGAUAAUGAUGUUGUAAACAUAGAUUUAAGCUUGAUAGGAAAGUGAGUGUUUAUAUCUUCCAAAGAGUUUGGGGAUUAGUGCGUUUUAUAUAUUUGUACAGUAUUGUAAAUAGAGAUAAAGAUAUGAUAUUAACAAGAUUUGACCAACGUGUAUACUAUAUAUUCGGGCUGAAUGAUUGAAAGUUAUGAUGUGUUCAAUGCAGGAAUUAUAUUUAAUUCGAGUGUUUCAAGCAAUAUCAAAAUAUUUAGAAGAGAAAUAGUAUUAUUAUUAUUAUUCAAUAAUCGAAUGCACAGACACACACCUGAGGACACAUAAAACAUAUGAUAUUUAUUUAAGAAGAUUAAUACUGUAAAUAUUAUUUUGUAAUAAAAAUUAUAAUCAAAGAAAGUGUGACGUUUUUAUUAUAUCUACCAUAUAAUGUACUUCUUUUUUCUCUUUGAACUCCUUUCUUAUGAUUUAUGAUGAUACGUGGCGAUACUAACCGGGGAAAAUCUUAUUAUAAAUAGGUAUUACAUGAAAUAUAAACAAGGAAAUAAAAGAAAUAAGUUAACAGUGCCACGUUUAGCACUUUUUCCUUACUCAGAUUAACAAACGACAUUUAAUACUCAAGGACGGGUUAGAGCAGUAUGAGA